AUGUUGAAGGAUUGCAUUGGCUGCCAACAAAGACGAUUAGAAGAUGAGCCGGUUGAAGAUAGAAUUCGAAUCCUAUGUCCAGCUUGUCGUAUUACAAGAUAUUGGAAUCUUUAUAAACAUAAAGGUCUUAAACAAACUAGAAUGUUAUCCAAGAAAUUCAAUAUAAUCACUAAACUUUAUUGUUUAAAACAAGUUGAUUCCUCACAUACUGAUUUCAAAUUUAUUAAAAGUAUAUUAUUAGAAGAUAAACAAUUAUCACGAUUUGGUGGACAAUUAUCCCUGGCAAAUUAUCUUGGAGAAAUAGAUAGAAUCACUAAAGAUCCUCCUACAGAGGUUUUAUCAUUUAAUGAAACAGUACGGGAAAAUAAAAUGCUGACGACUACUACUACUACUACUACCACUCAUAAUAAUAAUAAUAAUAAUUACAAAGCCCCAAAGAAAAAAUCUUCCAAUCAAAAUAAAGUACAUAAAACUUCAAAUCAAUGCAGUUAUUGCAAACGAUAUAGACUACUGGAUGAACCUGUUGAAUGUUUACAAUAUAGACAAUGUCCUCGUUGUAUAAUGAAACGACGAAUACGAACAAACGUAUCGGUACCACUUGCCGAACCAGUUAAAUUAUAUGCAUUGAAACAAUUUAAAGAAUUACUUCCACAAGAUGAAGAUAUUAUUCAAAGAGUAUAUCAACAAGAUUCAUUUUUAAGACAAUUUAAAAAUAAGAAAUUUAAUUUUGAUUCAGAAAUUGCAAAAUAUAGAAAUGGACUACGACUGAAUGUACUGGAUAAUGAAGAAGAUGAGCAUGAAAAUAUAUCACAAUUUGGACAAAGAAAAAUUACUACAGAAGACCUUAAUUUCAACCAUAGUCCACAGUUUAGAGUUCAUAUAUCAGAUAUAGUAUUGGUUACUCCAGAUGAAUGUGAUGAUAGACCAGAAUCCACACCAAGGGUUGAUAACACCACCAGCACAACGAAAUGCGUUCAUACUCCACUCAAGAUUGAACCUACUUAUGAGACAACUAAUAAUAAAAUUGAAAAAGAAUGCUCUCGAUGUCAUGGUAUAAUUCGAGACGAACCGGAAAUCUUGAAAGGUUAUAAACGAUGUGCAAAAUGUACAUUUAAUGCACGGCUCAAAGUUGGCACAGGAAGAGAUGUAUCUAAAGUCAUUAAAAUAUGUGCAUUAAAACAAGUUCUUGAAGCUAAACAUUAUCAUACUCAAUCACUUAAACUGAAAUUUUUGAACGACCCUUUUUUGUCACAAUUUAAAAAAAGAACAUUUAAUUACAAGAAAGAAUUGGCAAAAGUCACUGGUAAAUAA
This is a messenger RNA of Candida tropicalis MYA-3404, 1311 nucleotides long. RefSeq lists its product as uncharacterized. Bases 1 to 1311 code for a protein of 436 amino acids. Lineage: Eukaryota; Fungi; Ascomycota; Pichiomycetes; Serinales; Debaryomycetaceae. The transcript has a single exon. The record is from RefSeq and is a predicted model, not a curated record.